AUGAUCACGACAUCAGCCCAGAAAUACAAACAACUGCGUCUCCAUGCUCUAUCCGUCGCUCCAGCUUCCUUCUCCUCGACGUACGAGAUUGAAUCCGCCCUCCCGGAGGAAGGUUGGGUCACUCGUCUGACUGCAGGGGGGAAAGAGACCUUUAUAUGUGCUGCAACAUCGAUCAAUAACCAUGCAACCGAGAAGAUUUUAUUUUUGCCUGAAGAAUCCGGUCAGAAGACCCCUUCCGAAGACCAGGAGCUCUGGCAGAUGCUCAGCUUGUUCACGCUUCCUGAUCACCGUGGUCAGGGGCUCGGGAAGAAGCUGUGUCGAGAGGCGCUGGAUUACUUAGUCUCGCACCGAGAGGCUGAGAGGGAGGUCUGCGUGCGCUUGAUGGUGAAGCCGGAGAACCAUGCCACAGUAAGACUGUAUCAAGGGCUAGGGUUUGUGGAGGCUGGAAAGUGUACUCUUGCUGAGGCAUUUAUUGCGACUGGGGAUCGGGAGCUGCCUCCGAAGGAUAUCAGUGGAGAGAAGUACAGUUCGCGGACUGGGUUGAUCAUGAUGCUGGAGAUUCGUCGCUGGUGA
This is a messenger RNA of Aspergillus ibericus CBS 121593, 573 nucleotides long. Its product is annotated as GNAT family N-acetyltransferase. The transcript has 2 exons. Bases 1 to 573 code for a protein of 190 amino acids. The record is from RefSeq and is a predicted model, not a curated record. Gene Ontology annotation, molecular function: acyltransferase activity, transferring groups other than amino-acyl groups. NCBI's taxonomy places the organism in Eukaryota, Fungi, Ascomycota, Eurotiomycetes, Eurotiales, Aspergillaceae.